AUGCCCACAAUAGUGGAUGUGGAAUGGGGCAGAGGCAUUGCUGACACUGUUAAUGGCACAGCUUUCAUGCAGAAGAACUUGAGAAAACUGAAGAUCAUUCCAACAGAAACCUUACGGUGUCCAACAGGAAUAAGUGCUGGUCUCCGUGCCAGGGACAUUGAGGCUGAAACUGUGAGCUCCAGGAAGGUUUCAAUUAUUGCAAGUAACACUCAAAUCCUCAGCUGACUGGCCAGACAGAACAUCACUGCUGCUGCAAUCAGCACAGUGCAGAUUAUGAGAAAGCCAAAUGUUUCAGAAGACUUUCAGGCAUCUGUGGCAGUAAUGGCUACAGUGAGUCAGCUCUGUUUGGAUGCCAACAAAACAGGAUUUAUCUACAAUAAUCUUGUCAAUGCCACAACCAGCCUCAUGAAAGCAAUGGAGGUAUUAUCUUUGACUGGUAACAUCUCACAGCCCAAUGCUGCAAUCCAGUCUGCUCCACUGAAAUUAAACUCCUCUGUGAUUCUGGUUUUGGCACAGAGAAAUACAGUGCUGGCAAAAUACCAGCCAACAAAACUAGAAAUACAGGAAAAUGUUCCUGGGCUUAUUGGUGACCUCUGUACUGAAGUUCAGACACUGUUCAACAUUUUAAGUAAUAGUUCAUCAGACAGUGGCAGAGCUGGAUUUGUCCUGUACCAGAAUGACAAAUUCUUCCAGGCCAGGGUUUAUCAGAGUCUCCACUGAUGGAGACAAAAACGAGUCAUCUCUGGCAACAUUGGUGGUGGAGUAGUGAGUAGUGCUGAAAUAGCCUUCAGUCCCAGGGUAAGGAACCCCAGUGCCAGCUUGAUCCAGAGGCUGCCUGGACCUAAAAUCUCUUUUUGGUGUUUUUCACAAGCUUCUCUAAUUUUGUGGUCCAGAAUAAUUCUGUGGAAUCUAAAAAUUCUGGCAGUGGCCAGCAAUAAUCAUAAUUUUACUAAAACAUUCUUGUUUCUAUGUGUAACCAGAAACUUUAAAAAGAAAUUUACCUCAUUUCUGAUACAAUUGGUUUUCUGGGCAUUUCAGAUAAAAUAUAAAUAUACAAAGCCUUUGGAUUCUAUUUCUUAUAUUGGUGUUGGAUUGUCCAUGGCUGGUGUGGUUAUUACCAUUUUGUUUCAAAUACUCACUAGGAAAACUUGACACUUAUCUGUAAAAUGGAUGUUAGUGAGUCUCUGCUUUUCUUUGCUCAUUUUUAAAAUCAGCUUCAUCUCUGGAACUGAAAAUUAAACUUCCAGGAAGUGCAGUGAUGAUACCACCAGAUGCUUCCAGCAAUGCCUCCCUUAUGGUGCCAGUUCCACCUCACUCACCUGUGACAUGAUGGAUCCUCCUGGAGACUCCUGGUGUACAGCUGUGGCUGUCCUGCUGCACUGUUUUGUGUUGGCAGCAUUGCUGUGGUCAGCACUCAGUUCUGCACUGUUGUUGCUCAGAGCCAUGAAGCUGCUGCCUGGACAUUUCCUUGUAACCAGGUCAGUAAUUGGAUGGGGAAUCCCUGCCACAGUAGUUGCAAUAACACUGCAAGUUAUUGCUACUGUCAGAGAAGGAAAAGCUCUAAACUACCAAGGAAGAAUUUUAAGUCCACAUACUAUUACAACACUUGCUAUCCCAGAUUUCAGUGUGUAAAAGCCCAUGUUGUGAUCAUUCCUCUUGCCAAUAGCACUCAUACUCCUCCACAUCUUGAUCUUCAUCAGGAUCAGUAUCUCUAUGGUAUGGAAGAAGAUUAAUUUGUCCACACUUUCAUUUCCUCUACAAGGACUCCAGAUUUAUAUUCUGUUCACUUUCAGAACACCAUUCUUCAAAAAAAAAGUUCCCAAAGUGUUUCUUGUUUUCAAGGUACCACUGUAUCUGCAUUCAAAAACAUAAAAUGUUUCAAAAUCACAGCCUGAAAAACAUUCACAGGAAACUUUCAGAUCAACCCAGACUUUUUCGGACAGUAUUUUCUUGUCUACCUUCCCUAACUGGAACUAGAAACCUGCGAGUAUGUGAAAUACAGUCCUGCAUUGUUCAUGGUUUGUUUCAUGCAGCUCUCACAGGUACCUCGAAUGACAGACACACUUCUUCAGCAGCAGGUCGCUGGAAACAGAACAUAAGCUGAGACCACAAGGAGCCAGGAGCAGGAGCACGUGCUGGCAGGACAGUGUGACUGCAAAUCAGCCAGGCAGCACCAGAGCCUCUCGGUACUCCUUGUAUUCCAUGGUCUUUGCAAGGACCUGAGCUAAGGACAGUUUUAUACUCCAGUACACACAUAUAGAAGUUGAUCUCUUUAUGCUCUUUGAAUAUUCCAGGCCCAUUGGACAUGGCCAAUGCACUGCAGCUCUCCUCUCCCUUUCAUAAGCAAAAAUUCAAUUUAAUUAGAAACCAAAGGGUAUAUAUCAACAAACAGCAGUUAUAAAUACACUGCAAAUUACACAUGAGAGUGUCACAAAUUACAUAUUUCUGAGUGUCUUCACAGAAGUGUUCCAGCACUCCUGGAAAGUCCUCCAUGUUUUAGAAAUCCACGUUCUCUUAUUAGGCAGAAAAUAAGUGUACUGUAGCACUGACAAACCUCUAAGAAGAGCAGUCACAUCAGAAGCAAGGCUGAAGUUCAUCACUACUGCUCCAGAAAAAAGCAGAGAAGGUUAUUAAAAGUUACGUAGGACAGGUAGUUAAUACUUUUUUUUUUUUUUAAUAGGAAGUUCAUGUAUCUGUGGGCAUCCAUUUUUUAUUUGUAAAUCUGAUGUAUAAUGCUUGCUUUUGAAAAUUCCUCCAAUUUCCUCCAGAAAUUUUACUUUAGAAAUUUGUGUGGUUUAGGAAGGAUGAUAUUUGAUUGUGUUGUAGAACAAAGCUAGGCACCGUGAGGAUAACUCCUUGAGGGAUAAUAUUUUCUACUCAUUGAUAUUUUUUCCCUACAAACAAAAGUAUUCUCUAAAGAACAUCCCAUUUAAUUUUGAACCACUUAAAAAAAUAAUAAAAAUAUUGAUUCCAUAUUAAUCCAAAAAACAAGCAAAAAAAAAAACCCAAGAAGAAUUUGAAGUAUGGAAUUGGAAGGGCUGGCUUCUUCUACUAAUUAAGCAUCCUGUCUCUAAGUAUUUCAGGUGUGAAUAAAAUACUGUUAUUGCUGACACUGAACAUGUCUUGCUUAAUAUAAAACAUUUUCAGCACAAAGCCCUCCCCGCCCCCCUUAUAGAUUUUCUUUCAUCUAGGGAAUCCUAAUUUCAGAAAUGGAACAAACUAAAAUGAUCUUUUUCAGGUUAUAUGCUAAAUGAUUACAGGAACAAUAGUUCAGCUCUUAUCUACACGUGGAAUAUAUUUAUCUUCACAAUACAGUGAACUUUGGUAAUGUUUGUGACAUGCGGGCUUUAAGGGUCAUGAAUUUUCUUGUUCUCACUUUGGAAACACUGCUUUGAUAAAGAAAUGGAUUGGAGAAGGAUUGAAUCAUCAGUACAAAGGUAUGCAAUACAAGUGGCAGAAAGUAUAAUGUAUAGAAAUGUCCAGUUUUCCAGAUACUUCCUCUAUUUUUUAAAGUUUUUUUUCAUUGAAAAUAGCCAAAUAUUUUCUAAAUACUUGGUAGCAUUUAGCAAAGAAGCCUCCUGAACUAUGCCCCUCCUCGUCCUUGAAAUGUUUAGAAUUAAAAUCUUGAUUAAAAUCUUAGAUUUGUAUCGUCUUCAUCUUUUCUCACUUCGUUUUCGUUUUCAAAUUCUCACCUCCAUCUCCAACAUGCUUACUGCUGGUUGGACCCUCCUCUAGGCAGGGACAAAGCUCUCUGAAAAGGACAGAUACUACAAAAAUUAAACAACGCCUACAUUUUUUCUUGUCCCAGCAGAAAACACUACUUGGAAGCUUUUCUUGUUAAGAUACUAAAGGAAAAGGUGUCUCUUCAGAGGCAUCUUUAACUGCAGGAAAUAUGUAAGCACAGUUGUGUUUUAGGUAGUUCUGCAUAGGCACCUCUCUCGCAAGCAGAAAUCCCAACUAUCCCCGAGCAAUGCGCGGCCCACUUCCAGUAACCCUGGGAGAGGCACCCUUAGGAAUUCAUUCCUACACCUUCCAUUGACAAAACUCAGGAAAUUAGCUGCGGAUUCAUGUUUUUUUCACUCUUAGGGGGUUAAACUCUGAAUGCAAGACAGGGGAGUGUGAGGGUGUGUGCGGGUAUGAUAGUAAUGAAUGCCUGGAUGUGACCAUUCAAGAGUGAGUGGCUCCUGUGUGGGCGUGUAUAACAAGUCCAACAAGCAAAGUUGAAUUUUACGGCCGCUUUUUGCUCCGAGUACCGCCAGCUGCGAAGGCCAAGGCUCGUUUUUCGAA
Messenger RNA from Parus major (Great Tit), 4287 nucleotides. It is a transcript of the gene ADGRG7, whose product is annotated as adhesion G protein-coupled receptor G7. Gene Ontology annotation, cellular component: membrane. NCBI's taxonomy places the organism in Eukaryota, Metazoa, Chordata, Aves, Passeriformes, Paridae. The record is from RefSeq and is a predicted model, not a curated record. Gene Ontology annotation, molecular function: G protein-coupled receptor activity. Gene Ontology annotation, biological process: cell surface receptor signaling pathway; G protein-coupled receptor signaling pathway.